GCUCCCUGUCAAUCAUUCUGGUGGGCGUGUCCUAAUGGGAGUUUGUGGUAGAAGAGGAGAAGCAGAAAACAUCCGCUUCCAAGGAAAUGUCUUCAGUUCCAGAUGGGAAGAAGCUAGUGCGCAGCCCCAGCGGGCUGCGGAUGGUGCCUGAAAACGGCGCCUUUAACAGCCCGUUCUCGCUGGACGAGCCGCAGUGGGUUCCGGACAAAGAGUGUCCGAGAUGCAUGCAGUGUGACACCAAGUUCGACUUCAUCAGGAGAAAGCACCACUGCCGGCGCUGCGGCCGCUGUUUCUGCGAUAAGUGCUGCAGCAAGAAGGUGGCGCUGCCCCGCAUGUGCUUCGUGGACCCGGUGAGGCAGUGUGCUGAGUGCAGCCUGGUCUCCCAGAAGGAGGUGGAGUUCUACGACAAGCAGCUCAAAGUGCUCCUGGGAGGAGGCUCCUUUGUAGUCACUUUGGGAACAUCGGAGAAGUCUGAAACCAUGACGUGUCGCCUGUCCAACAACCACCGAUACCUGUUCCUCGAUGGUGAAACUCACUUUGAGGUGGAGUUGUCUCGUAUCUCCAGCAUGCAGAUCCUGACAGAUGGGAUGAGUCCAGGAGACUCUGAUAUUCACACUUACACCAGCCUGCUGGACAGUCACUGUAUCUCUGAAGGAGGGACAUCUCGGGCCAGCGGCAUGCUGCUGCAUUACAAACCCAUGGGCUCCCAGGAUGUCCAGCAGCUCCGUCUGGAGGUGGCCGAUGACAAGAAGGUGGCGUCGCUCUGGCUAGCUGCGAUGCACAAGGCAGCCAAACUGCUGCACGAAGCUCGAGACCAGUGACGGGCAGAACCGGACCUCCACCCAGGUGUUUGCCUAGCUGAACCAGCGGGUUGAGGAUCAUUGGGAUUAACACCAGUACCGAUUCUGCUCCUCUGUCUGAUUUCUCAUUGACACCAGAUGUCAUCGUGCUAAUUUCUCACCUGAUGACCUCCAUGAUCAGCGCCUCUGUGGAGGUCAUCAUGUCUUCUCCUACUGUACUUAGCUCUGUUUUUAAUCUUCUGUGGUUUGUGGCACAAAUCAGAACUGGCAGCGCUAAAGUCUGACAGCAGAGCUGAGGGAAAGCUGUAGGGAGUCCAGUUCUGAGGAAAAGCACUUAAACAGUUCAUCGAUGGCCACAAAAUAACCUUACGCGCUGCUGUUUGUGUUCAAGAGGAUUCAGGGUAGCGGUGAGAUAAACUGAGUCUGAUUUGUUUUUACAUGAGGAAACAGACUGACCAUCACCAGAAGCUCAUAGAAGGAUGAGUGAAAGAUCAGAAAGCAGAUGUUUGUGGUUUUCUUUGCAUUUCAGGACCUCAGAUACACAAGCAUCAAAGAAACGAGUCCAAUAUUUGUCAGAUCACAAACAUGGAUAAAACACCUAAGUGGUAAUGUUUGCAGGUGUCAGGUUUUAGAAUAAAGACAGAUGUCCAUGAUGCAGUAGCAUUCUGGGAAAUAAAAGGAGAGUGACGGCAUCAGUAAGUCCAGACAUGCAAAGACUAGAGGAAGACCGAUUAUUUCUCUGAGUGAUGUUAAGUUCAGUCUGAAUGUCAGAUUAGCUUCCAGUUAGUCGCUCUGCCACACUCAGACGCCCGUCUGAGGAUCUUCUAACUGAAUCAAGUGACACACAAAGAAAAGUUUUAAUUGUACUUUCAUGUAUUAAAGUUUUGUAUGCGCUAUUUUGUUAAAUAUUCCUACUUUAACACAGACUGUGUACGUUCUUACAUCCUUUUUAGACCGAAGUAUGAUGGAGGAUUUUGUAUUUCUUCUUUGUAUCCUGAAUUAACCAGAUUCUAGCUUUAUUUUGUUAUCGUGGCAGCAGAGACACACACCUGGAUGUGAAAUCACCUGUCAGACACAAACAUGACUCAGCACAAAGAACAAUCGGCACAAAAAUGAGCACAGGUCAAUGAGGUGCAACCCAAAUACUUCACGUUUGGAAAAACAUGGAUACUUGGUCCAUUAAGAAUGGGUUUUCUUUGUAAAUAAUACAUUUUCUGACCUACUAAUUGCACACGACUUCAUGAACAACCUCUGUUUGAAGAAACAGACUACACCCCACAGGAAUGAUGAGCUAGUUCAAAGUAUUGCUGCUGUCUUAGAAAGGCUCAAAUCUGUGAUUUAUGCACAAAUGCAACAGUUGACUGUUUGAAAUCAUUUGACGGCAGUAGGUUUAUAAAAUCACAUGAGCUGUUUUAAGAUGGCAGUAAUCUACUUUGGUCUUCAAUGAGAUCCAACCGUUAGCAUCUUGUAGGAUGUAAUCUCCAUUUCUCCAAACCGAGGCUGUUCAGGACGCUGUCUACAACUGGAUUUAUAACUUUUACAAAAAACAAGUUUCGAAACAUCAUUUGAACAGAUGAACUUGCUGCUGAAAUGAUAAAUCAAACACAAUUUGGAGGCAAAAACAUUCAUGUUGCACAUUGAUCCGUUCGUAUUUUCAUGUUUGUGAUGAGGCCGAGUAGAUUUGUCUGUUCCAGCUGUUCUGCUGUUCGCUUGACCGCUAAAGUUUCACAGAAAAAAAUCACACGUUUUGUAUUAAUGAAGUUUGAGAUGGAGUCUGCACGGGUGUUCAGUCUGAUCUACAGCUAAAGAAUCCAAAAACCAGAAUGUGUUUGCAACACUUGGACGUAAUGACACGAGAGCAAGGAAUGAGCCUCGUAAACAUGAGAGUUUAGUUUAUUAACACGCCAAGUUUUGUGUGUCCUCACAUUUUGGCUGCUCUGAUUACACUACCCCCCUAACACACACGCACACACACACACACACACACAUUUAUUUUGCUGAAAAUAUUCUACUGCACGUGUUGGUUUCUGUUCAGAAUAAACUACAUUGUUUCUA
Nothobranchius furzeri (turquoise killifish) is the source of this 2855-nucleotide messenger RNA. RefSeq names its product zinc finger, FYVE domain containing 21 (gene zfyve21). NCBI's taxonomy places the organism in Eukaryota, Metazoa, Chordata, Actinopteri, Cyprinodontiformes, Nothobranchiidae. The record is from RefSeq and is a predicted model, not a curated record. Gene Ontology annotation, molecular function: metal ion binding.